AUGGCCAAAGUCGAUGUUACCUCUGCCUUUAAGGUGAUGCACUUUGAUUGGCACUUGUUCGGCAUCCGCUGGCGUAAAAAACUCUACUUUUCCGUCCGCUUCACGUUCGGCUGCAGAAGCAGCCCUAAAAUUUUUGACAAGUUGUCAGAAGCAAUCUGCUGGAUCCUCUCCAACAAUUACACCGUACCCUACCUAGUCCAUCUCUUAGACGAUUUUUUAAUCAUCUCGCCCCCCGACUCCAUCCCAGCCACGCACCUUUUGACAACGCAAAAAGUCUUCGCAGAGUUUGGGAUUCCCCUCGCUCAAGACAAAACCUCUGGCCCAAGCACUUCCAUCGAAUUUUUAGGUAUCAACCUAGAUUCACAAAAAUUCCAAGCUUCUCUACCCAAAGAGAAAAUCGACAGAACGAUUCUGGUAGCUUCCACUCUCUUAACCAACCCAAGCUGCUCCAAACUGAUUUGAUUUUGAUUUUGACGUGAGCUGCUAUCCGCUCUCGGCCAUUUAAAUUUUGCAAUGCGCAUCAUUCCACAAGGCCGCCCUUUUAUAUCCCACCUCCUCGCACUCGCGUCCUCCACUCACGGUCUAGAGGACCGAAUAUCCAUAACCGACUCGUGCCAUAAUGAGCUCGGUUUGUGGAUAUCCUUCCUUAGACAGUGGAACGGUUUAUCUAUCUUUUACAGCGACUUGAUUUCUUCUCCAGUUGACAUCCAAUUAUUCACCGACGCCGCCACCUCCGUUGGUUUUGGAGGAUUUUACCAGAACCGCUGGUUCGCUUCUAUGUGGCCCCCCCAGUUCCUACAGUUACCUCAGAUGCUAGCAUCCUCAGCGCUUUUCGAGCUAUAUCCCAUAGUCGUGGCAGUCUUUCUGUGGGGGAAAGAGUGGUCCAUCAUCAGCGUCAUUAUUCACUGCGACAAUGAGGCUACCGUGGACUGCAUUAACAAAGGCUGCUCUCAUUCACUCGCCCUAAUGCCUCUGCUAAGACGCCUAAUUUGGAUCUCGGCUUGUGACCAGUUCAUCAUAACUGCAAAACACAUUCCCGGGUCCAAAAACCAAAUAGAUGACUCUCUUUCUCGUUUUGCCUUUCAGAAAUUCAGGCAGUUGGCACCAGAGGCGGAACCACUCCCAACCCCAGUACCUCCCUAUUCAGAGCUGAUGUUCCCCUAA
Molecule: messenger RNA, 1164 nt
Organism: Onychostoma macrolepis
Lineage: Eukaryota; Metazoa; Chordata; Actinopteri; Cypriniformes; Cyprinidae
Exons: 2
Source: RefSeq, a predicted model, not a curated record